UGCUUGAAAUAGAUUUCCAUACAAAAAUGGAGGCACAAAGUACGCGGUAACCAGGGAAUUGUUUACAAAGGAAACGGGUCAUUUACCGUAGGGCGACACUAUGACACGUCUUUUUAUCGACACCAUGAAGUAAAUAGCAACUUUAUCUGUAGCAGUGCUGUGGAUUUGAUAAAUAGAGGGCUCUGGAAUGCCAGCUCCUCCCAGAAAAAAGACUGUGGUUUGCUACAUCUGUGGCAGAGAGUUUGGUUCUCAGUCACUCUCUAUACAUGAACCACAAUGCCUGAAAAAAUGGAGGAUUGAAAACGAGAAAUUACCCAAAGCUCAGAGAAGGAAAACUCCAGUCAGACCCCAGAUUCUGCCGUCUAUUGAUGGAGGGGGCGCAGACAAUGAGAGGUUCAAUGAAGCAGCCUGGCAGAGUGCCCAGUCUCAGUUAGUUCCUUGUGAAAAUUGUGGUCGGACUUUUGCACCCGACAGACUGCCGAUCCAUCAGAGAGGGUGCAAACCAGGUAAACCUAUGCAACCAUCAAAAGCUGGCGGCACAACAGAUAAAGGAGACCGACCCAAGACUACAACUAUUACAGAUCCUAAAAUUGUAAAGAAUGAGAAUAUUAUAGGAAACAAAACUGUCAGGGUAGAAAAUCCACAAGUGAAUAAACCUGGUGUGGAGAGAGACGUGACAUUCACUGCACCUAAGAAAGACCCCUCUAUGGCAAAGGCACCCCCCAAUCCAGGAUUUGUGCUGUGUUAUAUAUGUGGGAGAAAAUAUGGCACUAAAUCUAUCAGUGUACAUGAACCCCAGUGCUUAGAAAAAUGGAGAAAGGAAAAUGCUCAGCUGCCAAAAAGUCAACGACGGAAGACUCCAGUGAAGCCAGAGAUCAUUGGGGGUGGAUCCAACAAUAUUGAGGCCAUGAAUGAAGCUGCUUGGCAGAGUUCCCAGGCUCAGUUACUGCCAUGUGAUAGGUGUGGGCGGACGUUUGCUCCAGAUAGAUUGGCUGUACAUCAGAGAGCCUGUAAGGCUCCAGGGGGUGGCAAAGGUAAAACCCCAGCUGCCACCUCAUCAAGUGGGAAUACCCCAUCAAGUACCCCAGGGGGAUCUAGUCCUGUUCCUAAGAAGACAAAUGCCCCACCCCAACCUCAGUUUGUCUUGUGCUACAUCUGUGGAAGAAAGUUUGGAUCUAAGUCAGUCUCCAUCCAUGAACCUCAAUGUCUCGAAAAAUGGAAAGUAGAAAACAGCAGACUCCCAAAGGAGCAAAGGCGCCCUGAGCCAAAGAAACCAGAGGUUCUACAGUCUGGGGGGAAAGAGCAGAUGAAUGAAUUAGCAUGGGAGAAUGCUAAGAGUCAGUUGAUUCCUUGUGAAAAUUGUGGGAGAACUUUUGCUCCAGACAGACUAGAUGUCCACCAGAGGGCAUGUAAACCCAAGCCAGGUCAAGGUCCCUCUAAGGCUGCAGCUCCUGAAGCAGCAAAGCCAGCACCAGUUAUACGAAGACCCCCAACUAUGGUGUGUUAUAUAUGUGGACGAGAGUUUGGUACAAAAUCUAUUUCAAUCCAUGAACCUCAAUGUCUGGAAAAGUGGAAAAUUGAAAACAAGAAACUCCCCAAAUCACAACAGAGACCUGAGCCAAUUAAACCUACUGUCCGAACCAUUGGAGCCAAGGGAACCUACGAUGUAGAUGCCCUGAAUGAUGCUGCCUAUGAGAGCGCUAAAGCUCAGCUCCUGAAGUGUGAGAACUGUGGGCGAACAUUUGCACCAGAUCGACUUCCUGUCCACCAGAGGAGCUGUAAACCCAAACCUCCAAAGGAGGGAUAAACAUGAGGGACACUGCUACAAAAUGUUUAUUGGGGAUUUGUCAUCGCUAACUAAAGUCUUGUCUUUACUCCACUUUAGUUACCUCUAUAUAUGCAUGCCCAAAAGCUGUAAACUUUACCCAAUAAUGAUAGACUGAUAAGUUAUUCUGAUGGCAGAUUAUUAUAUUUGAUAGGAAAGAACAAUUUCCAUACAGAUUUUGUUAAUCACAGUGUGUAUGGUUUAUUUAUGGUGAAUGACUCUUAUCCAACUUCAGCAAACCCAGCUGUGGAUUGUUUUUGGUUGAUCUCUUGAGAGAAGAUUUAGAUUUGUUAGAAAAACUGCCUCUCUUGCACAAUACAAUAUAUUUUUAUGAAUUCAAGACCACCACUAAUUGCUCAGUACAUUUUUUUAAAUUCUGAAGUACAUAAGAUCAGGUAUUUUUGUUAAAUAUUUUUGUUGUUGUUUUGAAAAUGAUCUUUUAUUUGCAACAUAUGUACGAAGGUUGUCCCAGAACCAAAGUUCAAGUGAGCUUUUCUGAAUUAUCCUGCCAUCUGUAUAUCUGUUUCUCUGUUAACUUUUCUCAAUUCUGGGUACAGAGUAUUCCUUAAUUGAACUUUAUUCUAUUAGGGCAACAAAAAGUACAUUAAAUGUCAGCAUUUUUCUGGGACAACCUUUGUUCAUUUUAUUCUGAUUGUCUGUGAUAGUAGAGUGAAGGCAAACAUGAAUGUAUAUGUUUACCCUUAUAUUGUGAUAAGAUGUUUAAAUGAUGUAUGCACUCAAUAUUGAUUUCAUGAAUUUCACCGUUAAGCACUCCCCCAAUUUGUUUUUGUUAUUUGAAUUUACAUGUACAUGUGUAUUAGAAAUUAUGAUAAAAGUUGUACACAUUUGUACUGUUAUUGCAGUUAUGAUAUAAAUGAAUUUUAAUUUUGUUAAAUUAUAAGAAAAUGAUGUUUUAUAUACAGGGUUAAGAAUAUAUAUUUCAUACUUGGAAUUUAAUUGUGUAAUGUUUAAUGUGACAUAUUGAUAUAUAUUGUAAAAUAAUGAUU
Saccostrea cuccullata (small rock oyster) is the source of this 2832-nucleotide messenger RNA. RefSeq names its product zinc finger protein 474-like. The record is from RefSeq and is a predicted model, not a curated record. The coding region runs from base 188 to 1807 and encodes 539 amino acids. The transcript has 7 exons. NCBI's taxonomy places the organism in Eukaryota, Metazoa, Mollusca, Bivalvia, Ostreida, Ostreidae.